GGAGGAAAAUCUGAGGAACAUUCUGGGCGUGUUUUAAUGGCUUCCCAGAAAGGAUGAUAUUCUGCAGGUGUGAUGUCGAUGAACUGGUGUGUUCUUAAGAGUGGCCUUCAGAAUUGGUAGGAGACAGAGUGGGGAGGAGAAGGCGGUGAAGACUGUACACGAGGAAGGAGGUAGAAUCAUGCAGGAAACUUCUCGUUCUUCCUGAGCUGGCUGGGGCACACCCUUUGGGUGGCACACCCCUCUCUGGAGUCCAGCUCAGCCCACGAACUACUGGGAGGAAAGCCAGGGCCUAAGACUUCCCUUUGAGGAGUGCAUGCAGUCGUUCCGUGUGUGCCCAGCCACCUCGUGAAGAAAAGCUGAAAUCUUAGCUCUAAGAUUUGUGUGUUUGGUUAAUGACCCGGGAACAGACUGAGUUCAUGGAGCUCCAUCACAUGGUUGAAGACAACCAAGUGGCCCACCCUCAGGACCCCCACCACCCAUCGGAGAAGCCUGUCAUUCACUGCCAUAAAUGUGGGGAGCCGUGCAAGGGUGAAGUACUUCGGGUCCAGACCAAACAUUUCCACAUCAAAUGUUUCACCUGCAAAGUGUGCGGCUGUGACCUGGCACAAGGGGGCUUCUUCAUAAAGAACGGGGAGUAUCUCUGCACCCUGGACUACCAGAGGAUGUAUGGGACACGCUGCCACGGCUGUGGGGAGUUCGUGGAAGGAGAAGUGGUGACUGCCCUGGGCAAGACUUAUCAUCCCAACUGCUUUGCCUGUACCAUCUGCAAGCGCCCGUUUCCACCGGGAGACCGAGUCACGUUCAAUGGGAGAGACUGCCUUUGCCAACUGUGCGCACAGCCGAUGUCGUCCAGCCCUAAAGAAGCCACCUGCUCCAGCAGCUGUGCCGGCUGCGGAAGGGACAUCAAGAACGGGCAGGCCCUCCUGGCCCUGGACAAGCAGUGGCAUUUGGGAUGUUUCAAGUGCAAGUCCUGCGGGAAGGUCCUCACCGGGGAGUACAUCAGCAAGGAUGGCGCUCCGUACUGUGAAAAGGACUACCAGGGGCUCUUCGGGGUGAAAUGCGAAGCCUGUCACCAGUUUAUCACAGGGAAAGUCCUGGAGGCAGGUGACAAACAUUACCACCCCAGCUGUGCACGAUGCAGCAGAUGCAAUCAGAUGUUCACAGAAGGAGAGGAAAUGUAUCUUCAAGGUUCCACCGUUUGGCAUCCCGACUGUAAGCAGUCUACCAAGACUGAGGAAAAGCUGCGGCCUACCAGGACUUCCUCUGAAAGCAUUUAUUCCAGACCAGGCUCCAGUAUCCCUGGUUCCCCAGGUCAUACUAUCUAUGCAAAAGUGGACAAUGAAAUCCUGGAUUAUAAGGAUUUAGCAGCCAUUCCCAAGGUCAAGGCGAUUUAUGAUAUUGAACGUCCAGAUCUUAUUACCUAUGAGCCUUUUUACACUUCGGGCUAUGAUGACAAACAGGAGAGGCAGAGCCUGGGAGAGUCUCCAAGGACUUUGUCUCCCACUCCAUCAGCAGAAGGCUACCAGGACUCUCGGGACCGGGUGAUCCAUCGAUCCACCAGCCAGGGCUCCAUCAGCUCCCCGGUCUAUAGCCGCCACAGCUAUGCUCCAACCACAUCUCGCUCUCCCCAGCAUUUUCACAGACCUGGCAAUGAGCCGUCCAGCGGCCGGAACUCCCCUCUCCCUUACCGGCCAGACAGUCGUCCUCUCACUCCAACCUAUGCCCAGGCCCCUAAACAUUUCCAUGUUCCAGAUCAAGGGAUCAACAUUUACCGAAAACCACCCAUCUACAAACAGCAUGAUGCAGCUGCCUUGGCAGCCCAGAGCAAGUCUUCAGAAGAUAUCAUCAAGUUUUCCAAGUUCCCAGCAGCCCAGGCUCCAGACCCCAGCGAGAUACCAAAGAUUGAGACGGACCACUGGCCUGGUCCCCCCUCACUUGCCGCCGUAGGAGCCGACAUGAGACGCAGAUCUAGUGGCAGAGAGGAAGAUGAGGAGGAGCUUCUGAGGCGCCGGCAGCUGCAAGAAGAGCAAUUAAUGAAGCUCAACUCAGGCCUGGGGCAGCUGAUACUGAAAGAGGAGAUGGAGAAGGAGAGCCGGGAGAGGUCGUCCCUGACAGCCAGUCGCUAUGAUUCUCCCAUCAACUCAGCUUCACAUGUUCUAUCAUCUAAAACCUCAUCUCUCCCAGGCUAUGGAAAAAAUGGGCUUCAUCGGCCUGUUUCCACAGACUUCGCUCAGUAUAACAGCUACGGGGACGUCAGUGGGGGAGUGCGAGACUACCAGACUCUCCCAGAUGGCCACAUGUCUGGGACGAGAAUGGAUCGAGGGGUGUCCAUGCCCAACAUGUUGGAACCAAAGAUAUUUCCAUAUGAAAUGCUGAUGGUGACCAACAGAGGGCGCAACAAAAUCCUAAGAGAUGUGGACAGAACCAGGCUGGAGCGCCACUUAGCCCCAGAAGUGUUUCGGGAAAUCUUUGGAAUGUCCAUACAGGAAUUUGACAAGUUACCUCUUUGGAGACGCAACGACAUGAAGAAGAAAGCAAAACUGUUCUAAGCCCACCCCCCCACACACACCCCGCUGUGUAGACAGCAGUUAGGAAAGAGACUGAUGUGGCGGCGACACAUAGGAUGUUGUGUUAAGGCCCAAACUUGAUUGGAGAAUUUGCAAACUACUGUCCCUCAACAACAACAAAACGGGAAACCUGAUUAAAACACCCAUAAGCCAAAUAUUGGGCCAACCACUGGCAACACUUGCCAAGAAGUAACGGGGUCGAAAUUUCUGUGUUCCCCACACUCGACAGUAGUGUUCACAUGUGACCUUUUGACAUUACCUUAUGUACACAACAGGAGCUACUUCUUUCAUUUCCUUUAUUGUCUAACCAGAGUGCUGACCGUAUGGGUAAGAGCCAGCAAGUGCCCUUAGGAUGCCUCCUGGAAAAAAGCAGCUGUAAUCAUUCCGAAGUAGGAAUAUAUUUAUUAUGUAGCACCAUGGCUAAGAAGGAAGAGCCUGAGGGACAUAGCCAUGCGGUCACACCACUUUGCACACCUCUGUCCUCACUGGCCCCAUGAAGCCCAGCCUGGGCCCCAGCAGGAUAGAAAUCAGAGUCGGGGAACUGGGCAGCUCUGAGUGAGUGGGCUGAAUAGCAGCCAAGGUCAUUUUUAACAAGCUCCUUUUCCUCUACUCUUUGCUAGGACCUGGUUGGCAAAUUACUUAGCUAUUACUAAAAAAAAAAAAAAAGAGAGAGAGAGAAAGAAAAGGAAUGAAAGGAAUAUCUCCCUUAAUCCUUUUUCUGCAGUAGAUUGUAUGCUUCAUUCUGCCUCCCCACCACUGCAGGCCCCCGCUGCAAAGAAAGGAAAGGGAGAAAUUAUCUCCAUUUGUGUGCUGUUAGAUGAUUUUUGUCCCAGGGCCACAGCACUCUUGGCAAAAAAAAAAAAAAAAAAAAAAAAGAAAGAAAAAAAAAUUCUGUGUCCCGCCAAUGCAAGUUCUUCUACCCUGCAUCCUCUGCUUUUCAUCCAGUGUCCUCUGAAUCUGAUCAAGCCCACAUGGAUUUUGGAUUUUUUUUUUUUUUUUUGAGGUCUUUUCAGUAGUAGGCUAAGGAAAGGCACGCUUUGCUCUUGGAAAUCUCUGCAACUCCAGGGUAUAUUGCCUCAGAUUGAUUUCAUUUGGCCUUUUCAGCUUUCCUUCUUGCCUAGCUCUGUUGACUUCACUGUGUGUGUGUGUGUGUGUAAGUGUGUGUAAGUGAACGCACCCAGCGUAGUUUGGGGAGUCUGCAUGUUCUUUUAUAUUUCACCUCUGCUGGAAUGUUUGUCCCGCUGUGCUGCAGCUUCUGAGGGACGUUUGCACACGUGCACAUGACUCAGAGGUUGGGGUUGAGGCUACACCGCACACGGCAGCAUCCUCUGUGGAAGGGUGUCCGUGUCAGAAGCCAGCAUCCCCUGUGAUUCAUGUAGCUCGGGUCAGCACAGUGAAGAGCCCAGACCUCAGAUCAGGCUGUACACGGACAUCGGAGUGUCACACCGGAGUCCGAAAAUUCAGCAACACCAGAUUCGAAGGGGAGCCUAGGAUUUCACCGAAACUCGCAUGUGAGACCCCAUUGUGAUUCCUGGACGCCUCUGGCCGUGACUCAAGUGAGCGGUGAGGUGGACAAGGGAGGGUAUCUCCAUCCAGCUCCACACGUGGGUGGUUUUCACAUUUAUUCUCGUGCUUUGGGGGCUCUGCCUAGGAAUUUAAACUGUGUUUUAAAGCCAAAGGAGAAAUUGUUUGAAUUCUCUUCAUAUGCCGCUUCUAAUUAAAGGUCAGAAAUUCUUCCUGCUGCCACCAAAUAUUCGAAUUAGUUAGUAGCCAAUCUCCAUGGUAAAAAGCAAGUAAAAAUCAUUUCGGAGCCUGUGCUGCAGACCUCUAGCUUGGGACCUACUCUGUCACCUGGGUGCUCUGAUGGGCUCUCUGAGGGCUUUAUGCCUCCCCUGUGCUCUUCCCGAAGGGCUUGGAAACGGCCUGUCCUUUCAGUGCUGCACACUGACUGUUUGAGGACCGCUCUCACAAAUACGAGCAUGCAUGUGUGCACGUGUGGAUGUGUGUGUGGAUGUGUGUGUUGAACUUACUAACAUAUUUUGCAAAUGAUUCUGAUGGAGCAGACAUGAGACGACCAGCUCCUCCUUGGGCUGAAGCCCCUAGAUUGCACCUUGCAGUUCGGUGCCUUCAGUGGCCUCUUGCUUUAAUUCAGUACUUCUGCUGUUCCGUCUUCGCUCUGAUCUCUCUGGCAGCGGCAGCCUCAGUAUAAUGCCUGCAUAUCCUAGUUCUUACUUUGCUCUGGCAAAGUGUGAGGAGUGGGGACCAUGGUGCGUUCCCAGUAAUCAACAAUGAGGAUAGCCAGAUGGGUCCCAGUGCUAGGCUGGUGCAGAGAAUUUGUUCAUUACGGGGAUCAUAAAGGACCAUCAGUGUUGUCGUUGGUUAACGAGUUAUGACCCAUGCACAUGCCGAGCAAAUGUCAGUGUGAGAAAAAUUGCAAUGAUAGUUAAAGAUCUGGACCCAAAACCUGCUCCCACCGACGAAACUCUACUUUUCUCAUCUCUUUUGAAUUCAGUUCUGCAUCCAACUUGGGGGCGGAGGAUGGGAAGCUUCUUUCCAUAUCAAGUGUAUUAGCUAAUUUAAAACUAUACCAUGCAAAAAAAAAAAAAAAAAAAAAAGCAUUACCAGAAAAUGUCAGUAGCCUCCUGUUGCAAGCAGCCCGGUGCUAUGCUCUGGGGAGGGGUCAUGGGAAACCAUAAUGUGGACUGGGUUCCCUGGCUCCACUCCCAGCAGGAGGCUCCAGCUGGAGGGAUGGGUCAUGGGGCAACCUAGUUCUCCUAACUGCCAAAUCUAAUAUAUGGCUAUGAUGGCCUAUCCAUUUUUUUUUUUUUUAACUGGACUCAGCAUGCUUGUCCUCAAAAUGUCCAGGCCCCUGUAUAGGAGAUCAGGGUUUUCUGCUUGAACCCCACUCUGCACUGCACAUAAAAAUUCCAGUUUUUUAAUGCAGUCCAAGGAACAAGAUUAUUCACUCUGGGGGAGGACUUCUACACGUGGCAAACUUUCCUGGUCCAUACCCCAAGGGCUAUAUUUUUGAGCACUGGGCUUAUUUGUGAUUGUUUAAACACACAACACCUGCAUGAAGCAAAAGAGGCCUCUGACAACGUGAAAGUCACUGCUUCCUUUAUAGUUUCUUCUACAAGAGCCAGGAUACCAUUUAUUCUUCCCGUGUGGUUUAAGAUGAGACCUAAAGAGCAUUUGAGAACUUGUAGAACCAGCUAUGCAUCUAUAUUUUGGUUUGCGUUAGUUAUGAAAUGUCCUUAAUGUGACUUCUUUGGUAACUAAAGAUAAACUGCCUGUUCUCUGAAACCUCCCGAAACGGAAAAGCCAGGGUUAGUGGGUCGUACGGUGCAUACUCCCUCUGCCGCUCUCAUCCUCUCAACCUGGGGAUGGCCGUCAACUCUACUUCGAGAAGUCUUGCUGGAAAUAUUUAUAAAACUUUCCCCUAAUUUCUUUACACUUUAAAGCAAACACCUUUUUCUAAAGAAUUGCUUCUCGGAUGAUUAUAUAAAAUAUAUAUGCUUUUGCAAGUUAAAAAAAAAUGGAAUCAACCACUUUUGACUAGGUAGGUCUUUCUAAAAAUUCUUUCAAAAAGCUUGGUGUUAGUGUUCUGUGCGUGGAAGGGGCAGGCGAGCCCUCUCUCUGACUGUCAGGAAAGAUGGUGGAAGGACGUGAACGCCAUGUAACACACCCCCCUGCCCCCGUGUCGUCUGAGGCAAGCUCUGUUUUUACAAAUCACCUCUUCUAUGUUACUGGUGACUGUUUAAUCUACACUUCCUAGGCCAGCCUUGACCUGACUUGAUCUUUAAAAUUAUUUUCUUUUGACAAACCAAGUGUUUGUGAAUAAACCCUACAACUCACUCAUUAUACUCCCUUUUGAAGAAUGUUCUCUUCAGAAAAAGAGAUUAUUUCAGGCUUAAGAUUUGCUGUGACACCACCUUAUAGUGAUAAUGCACAUUAAGGAAACUAGGCAAAUAUAUAAUGAAAGAGAAACAUUUACUUUGGUUUAAAAAAAAAAAAAACACACACAAAAUCGCUCUUUCCAUUUGCCGCCCGGGCAGCCAUGAGGAGAUGGUGAUUGAUGUGCUCUGCAUAUGGAUUUUUGUGUUUUUAUUUGGGUGAGUUUAAUUUACAGCAGACUCCAAAGGAAAGGGGGAAGUGGUCCAUUUCAGCUGAAAGAAAUUUAUAAACAGUAUAUGUAAACAGCAAAAUUAAACAAAUGCAACAUUUUCUGAUGGUUGGUGUAAUGGACUGGCAAUUGUUAUCAUGAAAUAAAAUUCUUCCCAAAAGUGUCUCUCUCGAGAGUGCAGAUCCCACAAGUCACUUUCGGAGCCCAUUCACCAAAGGUAGCAGAAGACAAUACUAUACCCACUACCAUUCAGAAAGGUAGUGAGCCACUUAAUGAUUGUAUAUGCCUGUCUCACCCCAUGGAAGAGAAAACAGUCGUCCACAAUCUUGAUGUUCUUUUGGGUUCUGUGUCCAGACCCGUCCAGUAAUAAAUGUGUGUGGCAUCUGUGAGUUGCUGACAAUCCAAA
This is a messenger RNA of Callorhinus ursinus (northern fur seal), 7096 nucleotides long. NCBI's taxonomy places the organism in Eukaryota, Metazoa, Chordata, Mammalia, Carnivora, Otariidae. The record is from RefSeq and is a predicted model, not a curated record.